Penicillium soppii is the source of this 1743-nucleotide messenger RNA. RefSeq lists its product as uncharacterized. Gene Ontology annotation, biological process: chromatin remodeling. The record is from RefSeq and is a predicted model, not a curated record. The transcript has 3 exons. Lineage: Eukaryota; Fungi; Ascomycota; Eurotiomycetes; Eurotiales; Aspergillaceae. Bases 1 to 1743 code for a protein of 580 amino acids.
AUGCCCACUGAGACUGCCGUUGAAUACUUGACCAGCGCUCCCCGGAUUUGCCAAACUCAACCAAUGCACUGGACCUUCCUUGACGGCCCUCCUGAUGGAACAGUCAUGCUCACUUGGCAGCCGUUGAACCACCUGGGUAACAACUUUGCUAGCGAUGGAUAUGUUUGGGCAGACCAAGAGCAGGUCUUUACCUUUGAAGCUCGCGGAUACUCUGUUGAGAUGUACCUUCACCGCAGUGGCUUCCACCCUCCCAAUGAACCCGUUGCGACUCAUUGUCGCAAACGCUAUCGUAUCACUUCCUGCAAAGUUCCCAAUGCUCCUCAGCCAGACCCCUCCCUCUGGAUCGUCCACUACUCGCGCGCAGCUCCCCAGGACCAUGCACCAGCAAACCGAAUUCCUGCCACCCCCCAGAUCCAAGGAAUGAUGGGUCAGCGUCGUUUCCUUCAGAGCCAAGGACAACUGGCUCGCAAGGACUUUUUGCUUCACGACCGAAACAAUUGGCCAGUCAUCAACUAUCCACAGAUGGCUCCUCAAAAUUUUGGACAACCCGGUGCUUUCCCAAAUGCCCAGCCACGUGGGCCGGGUUUCUACCCUCCCCAGGGCCACCCAAGUGCUGCAGUUCCACCCAGUGUGGCCGCAGCUAAAGGCCCGCGCGGCCACCGUGCACCCUCAUCUGCUCUUGCUUCCGCUACUGCCGAUUUCGCCGUUGAAGACGAGGAUGUGUCUGGCGGCGACACAAUGGAUCUCCUGACGCCCCGCGAUGUUAGCAAAAUGCGGUAUCAACAGCACCACGAGUGGAUGGAGGAAAUAUUCUCAUCACCAUACAGCAUUACGCAAAUCACGCCAGUCUCUCUGGGUCUGGGCCGAAAGGGCGAACUUGAAUCACUGACUGCGGGCUUCUUUGAUGCUCCUGCCACCAAGAUGGAAUCAGCCAAGGCAGAGGAAUUCGCAGAACGUGUUUCCAAGAAAGUCGCAGACAUGACCGCUGAAAUUGAAAACUUGAAGAAGCAGCACGCACGCCGGAUGCAGCGUUUCAAUCGCACCUCCUUGCUCAAAGAUGCCGAGUUACGUCUCCGAGAGGCUGCUGCCGACCCAACUGAUAAGGGCCCCGAGAUUUGGAGACUGGAAGGCCGUGUCGUCGUGCCUACAGAGGAAGAGACACCACAACUGGAUUACAUUGAAGAUAAGGCCAAGUACAGGGUCGAUGAUAUUGUCAGGGAAGUGGAGGGCGUAUGGAAGAAACAAAUUGUAGCUGAGCCCAAGGUAUCAUGUGUCGAAAAAGGUGGACUCUUGGAGAAGAUCGAGCCCGAGCACAAAGAUGAGCCUGACCCGUUCACCAACGACCUGGUAAUGGAACACGACGAGUCCCACCUCCUCAAUCAGUUCGGCAGUCCAGGCGUUGGCGGUGGCGUGCCUUCGGGCGUCUCUGUCAACGGACAACCAGUCCCCGGCGCUGAUCUUUCGGGAGACGUCGACAUGGAUAUGGGUGACCAGCUCCAUGGCGGUCCCAAUGGCCAGCCCAGCGAUUGGGUCAUGGUCAACAACGAGAGCAAGGAUCAUGGCGCUGUGGGCGGAGAAUUCGACUUCACCAACAUUGACAGUGCUGGAGAUGCGUUGGCAGCUUACAGCGAGCAACACGAUGGGCUCGAUUUGCCGGAUCUGGAGAACUCGGCGUUUGGCGAUGCUUUCCAUGCUUCGGACAAUGAGCACUCGCACCACCCCGAUGCCGAUGAUAUUUCCUAG